GCCUUCACAGUAAGUUCCUGGCACUCUUGAGCCUGACUCCCUGGCAUGCUGUGGGAGACUGCUGAAUUUGUAGGUUACUACAACCGUCAUUUUCUCUCUCUAGGCAGGGAUGGUUAUGUUUCUCUCCUUCCUCCAAUGAAGUUGUGCACAAAAGCCUAUGUUUCACCUAUGUAAAACAACUGCAACAACAUCUAAUGCACUUUAAUGUAUAGCUUGCCUAACCAAAAAUACACACUAUUACUGCUGUCAAGCUAGUUAAACUUCUUGCCUUUGUACAAUGCAAUAACUGUAUUUCCAUUAGAAGAAAUACAGUUAAUGUCUGUUGCGAUAUAUACUUUAGAAAAACUGAAUAAUUAAAUGCCCAUUUAAAUAUCUUUCAAAUUACUUGUCUACUCAUUAUUUACAAAAACAAAGAGCACUAUUGCAAUCACUAGAGGAGCAUUGCUUUUUCACUUUAGUACUUACGCAUGGAAGCACAUAUGAAAACUGUUGAUGCCACUCAAGACCGAAGGACUAUAAAUAGUUCUCUGUUGUUAGAGGAGAGGAGAUGAAACAGGUCUUAUGGCACUGGAGCACAGCACGUCCUAUCAAGUGACUGUGCUCUGCCUGUGCUAAAAGUGAGAGGUGACAUCAAGAGAUCAGCUAGCCUGUGAGUAAGGCACACGCCUGGAGAAAAUUUGGUCUAACUGUAGGUUCCCUUAGGCAGCACAAACACAGCAACUUGCCUUUCUGCCUCAGCAAUGGCAGAAGCUGUUAUAAGACACUGGGUGGAAACUCCUGUACGCUAUCAAGAACAGUUUGCUGCUGAGGAGCUGGAAGAACACAAACUGAAUCACUCUCUCUAUGCUUUGCCAGGACCUUUUACAUCUGCACUGAGCAGAAGAGGACAAAUUGUGGAAAGUACAGAUGGGGCUGAGACAAGAGGCCAGAAAGAGGAAAAGACAGGCUUUCAGGUCUUGCUGGAUGUUGUGCAAUUUCGCCCUGAAGAUAUCAUUAUUCAGACUUUUGAAGGCUGGCUCCUGAUCAAAGCUCAGCACGGACCCAGGAUGGAUGAGCAUGGCUUCAUAUCCAGAAGCUUUACCAGACAAUACAAACUGCCUGAUGGAGUGGAGAACAAAGAUUUGUCUGCGCUCUUCUGCCAUGAUGGCAUUUUGGUUGUUGAAAUGAAGAACUCGGUGGGAAUUAAUUAGAGUCUUGUCCAUAGUUUAUUGGUGAGAGAAAAUUGUUCUUAAUAUAACAAAUGGUAUCAUUCAAGCAAUGCUGUAGAGUGUAGAAAGCAUGUGGCAGUAUUUAUAUUACAGAAAAGGAAAAUAAUCAUAUAUAUUUUUCAGUAUGCUAAAUUUGUUUUUUGAUGUGAAAUGUUAGACCACUUGCCUCCAGCUAAGCAUGUGCUGGAAAGCCAGACUUUUUGAACAUGAGAAAUGUGAUUUCUCAUACUAAUCACAGUAUGAGAAAAAAGUAUAUACUUGAUAACAUUGAAAUAAAGCACGUUUAAGGGUUCAUUUAAGGAUUCGUGUUUCUAAGCAGGAAGUAUUUGUAAUAUAUAUUCAUAAUCAUUAAGGAAGCAAUAAACAGGUUGUGAGUUUUAUGUAAAUCUCAUUUAUAUACCAAAAAUGUUUUAUAACUUUUUUAGAACAAGAGGACUAUCAGGAAAAAAAUUCACUGUUCAAAUUUAUAAACAAAAUAUUCUUGAGAGAGUACAUUUUAGAUGUGUUACAUAUUUGGAAGUAUACAAAAAGAAAAUAAUCACUCACUACCUUUGUUUGAAAAUACAGUAAGUAGAAUUGAUACUUUCUGUCAAAAACAAAGGAAUUAUUGCAAAAGAUUUAGAAAGCUGUUUUUGUUUAACAUAUUCAGAUAACUGUUAGCAACGGAUGAAAAAAUAUAUUGCUUACAAAUACCCAAAGGACCAAACCAUUCUGUGUGAAGCCCUGCUAAUAAGAAGGCACUACUGUAGUACGUAUGCCUUGAUUAUUAUUCACUGUCUGGUUGAUCAAUCAGAUGAAUAUUUUAUUCUCUGUGAUCCUUGGCAAUGUAGGCUGACAUGCCCCAACUGUAUCUUGAAGAGAAAAGCUUUCUGCUAACUUUUUCUCUCACUCUCUCUAUGGGCACUACAUAGAUCCAAUAUUAAGGGAAAGAGCGGGAAGGAGUUCUUACUACAGAUACAGGUCUAAUUUCUCUCCCAGUUUCUCUCAUCUAAGAAAAGUGGUAGACAUUGAAAAACAUCCGCCCACUACACCUAGUAUCUAGACUUCUCAACAUUUAAAAAAUGGUCCAUGUGAAUUUGCAAGUGCUCAAACAUUUGAGAAUAUCUACAGUUGCAAACUGAACUGUCUCCUUUCACAUAUAUUGGAGAUAAGUUUGACUGCUGUGCUAUGAAUAGUAGAAGAAUGUGGAAUGGAAAGUGCCAAGUUAAAUACAGACUCUGUAUGAUAGCCAUCUGCUAUAUGGCCAAGUGAAAAACAUAUUCAAAUGAAAUUGAAUACCAAUACGAUUCUAAGACUAUGAAAAAAAAUCUGAUGAACAAAACUGUGGCUCUCACCAGCUGAAGCCAGAGAGUUCUUUCAGUUUUAAACAAAGGCCAAAAGCUUCUA
Messenger RNA from Numida meleagris (helmeted guineafowl), 2594 nucleotides. RefSeq names its product heat shock protein family B (small) member 3 (gene HSPB3). Gene Ontology annotation, cellular component: cytoplasm; nuclear speck. The coding region runs from base 741 to 1190 and encodes 149 amino acids. The record is from RefSeq and is a predicted model, not a curated record. Lineage: Eukaryota; Metazoa; Chordata; Aves; Galliformes; Numididae. The transcript has a single exon.